Molecule: messenger RNA, 1479 nt
Organism: Anopheles funestus (African malaria mosquito)
Lineage: Eukaryota; Metazoa; Arthropoda; Insecta; Diptera; Culicidae
Product: metaxin-1 homolog
Exons: 4
Coding region: 118-1206 (362 amino acids)
Biological process (GO): mitochondrion organization
Cellular component (GO): SAM complex
Source: RefSeq, a predicted model, not a curated record
AGAAUUGCACAACGCGUAAACACACAUUUCUGGAUGUUAAAAAAACGGAACUACAUAAAAUCAAGACUGGCUGCCGGGUGGUACGAUACGUGUUAAGAGCAGGAUUUUAUCCAAAGUAUGGAAAUAUUUGUUUACCGCGGUGAAUGGGGAUUACCCUCUAUUGAUUGCGAGUGUAACCGGCUGUUGGCAUAUCUGAAAUUUUCCGGUGCAAAAGUAACGGUCAACUAUAAUGGGAAUCCGUUCAGCUCACCGAACGGUAUGCUACCGUACAUGAUAGCGAACGGUAAGAAGAUUGCCGGAUAUGGACGAAUAGUGGAGCAUCUGUCGGCUGCCGGUAUUGGACCACCGAUGCCAAACAAGACCCCGAACGUAGGCGAUGAAAGCCAGCAUGCUACUCGUAUUAAUGGACACAUGCAGUAUGUGCAGGAGAAUUUGCAUGCCUACUUUAUGUACAUGCUAUGGGGCGAUCCAAAGAACGUGGACACCACGCGUACUGUGUAUGCGAAACGCAUUCCAAUUCCAUUCAAUUUUUAUUGCCCCCGAAAGUAUGUGCUGCGGACAAACGAUAUCACGCAAUCGUUGGCAGGAUUUUCGCUAGAAGAUUCGAUCGAAUUUCACGACGUAUCGGAGUUCCAACAUAAUGCUAAAACCUGCCUAAACUGGAUUGCAACGAAGCUUGAAGAUAACCGCUGGUUUGUCGGUGACCAACCCACGGAAAUGGAUGCCAUGCUGUACGGUUACCUAUCAGUUUUGCUAAAGCUUACCCUACCAAACAAUGUGCUACAGAACCACAUCCGACAGUGUCCGAAGCUAAUGCAGUACGUGGACCGAAUAACGACCACAUAUUUUGCAAAGGAAGGAUACAAUAGUUUUACUGCAACGAAUACUAGCAACGGUACCGGCAACCAACAGAAGAGUUCCAAUACGGGAACACCAAAUGAUGCCAAUUCUUCAUCUUCCUCGGCCGGUGGUGAACGGUCGGAGAAGAAUGGAAACGAUGCAAAGUUUCAUACCGGCCAGCAGCAAGAUCCGGACGAUGGGCCGAAGGAAAGACGAAAACGUUACAUCCUGUCGGGGUUGGUUGCGACAGUGGCAAUGGUAGGCUUUGCCGUACUGAAUGGUAUUUUAACGCUCCCCAGUGAAGGAAACCAUGGCAAUUUCGUACAGUACGAUGAUCCGGGCGACUAUGAUGACGAUGAUAAUUAGGUAGCAGUCCAUUACGGUUCCACUGCCAUUGUUAUGCUCGCUGCAACGGCUUCCAGAUAGGGUUGCUUCAACUAAAUGCUUUACAACGAUCCAAGCAACAUUCUAGCCCCCCCACCCCGGGUUACUUGGAUCAUUUUCAACGAUUUAUUGCAGCAGUAGUCAGAAACAAUUUACCAAAAUUAGUGCGUUUCGCUGAAAGUGUGUGAAAAAAAAACAAACAAACAAAAACAAAACAAUUCAUAAAGAGCAGCACGCAUGUUCGUUACACUUAAA